This is a messenger RNA of Ceratosolen solmsi marchali, 1039 nucleotides long. RefSeq names its product lachesin-like. The transcript has 8 exons. Gene Ontology annotation, cellular component: neuron projection. Bases 8 to 1039 code for a protein of 343 amino acids. Lineage: Eukaryota; Metazoa; Arthropoda; Insecta; Hymenoptera; Agaonidae. The record is from RefSeq and is a predicted model, not a curated record.
UGCUGAAAUGACUUCAUGGGAUUUGCGUUUCUACUUUUUUCUAUCGACACUUCUCCACUCCACAAUUGGAAAAAAAGUACGAGCAGUCAACUUUUCAGGUGAUAGGUAUCUCGAAAAUAUUAAGUAUCUCGAACUCCAACCACAGUUCUUGGCACCACUAGAGAACCAUACGGUUACUCAAGGUCGUGAUGUCUUCUUCACUUGCGUUGUUAAUCAUCUUCAAUCUUAUAAGGUCGCCUGGAUAAAAUCAGAUUCUCGAGCAAUCCUGGCAAUGCACACACAUAUGGUGACACCGAACCCUAGACUGUCCGUCACUCACAAUGGCCACAACACGUGGAAGCUCCAUGUCGUAAACGUGCAACCCGAUGACUCAGGCACAUAUAUGUGCCAGGUUAACACGGAGCCAAUGAGGAGCCAGAUCGGGCACAUGAAGGUCGUAAUACCACCGGACAUAAUAGACGUGGAGGACUCGAGCAACCGACUAACGAGCAUCGAGGGAGGAUCCGUGAGGCUGCGUUGCCGAGCAAGUGGCAGCCCCAAGCCCGAGAUCACUUGGCGCCGGGAAGAUGGCCGUAGCAUCAUUAUACGGAGUGAGAACGAACGCGCCUUGGUUAUACGAACAUAUAAGAAUGAGAAUCUGUAUUUGACUGGAAUCCUUAGACAGGAGAUGGGCUCAUACUUAUGUAUCGCAUCAAAUGGAAUACCGCCUACUGUCAGCAAGCGUUAUUACAUUAAUGUCCUUUUUAAGCCUACGAUAAUAAUAAAAAAUCAAAUAGUAUUUGCACGUAUAAAUCACAACGUCUCUUUGGAAUGCUACAUAGAGUCUUCGCCAAAGUCAUUUACGGUGUGGUACACGGAAAAUGGUCAAAAAAUAGGGUUUGAUGAAAAAUAUAUAAUAUCUGAAACAGCAGUGGACGAUUAUACUUUUCAAAUUAAUUUAACAAUACGAGGUGUUCGACCAUCAGAUUUUAAUAUAUACACUUGUUUGACGGAAAACCCUUUUGGCAAGACAAAUGCUGUCAUAAAAUUACGAGGUUGA